Messenger RNA from Paramecium tetraurelia, 1386 nucleotides. RefSeq lists its product as uncharacterized. Gene Ontology annotation, molecular function: ATP binding; protein kinase activity. Gene Ontology annotation, biological process: protein phosphorylation. The transcript is spliced from 6 exons. NCBI's taxonomy places the organism in Eukaryota, Ciliophora, Oligohymenophorea, Peniculida, Parameciidae. The record is from RefSeq and is a predicted model, not a curated record.
AUGAAUUUUUAAUCUCCUCUUGCAAGAAAUUUAUUCAGUACUCCUGAAAAAUAAUCUAUGGAACCAGAGUUGUGUAAGAAAGUGAUCAUUGAUGAUCAAAUACAACAAUUCAAUAAUUCAAGCAAAAAACAAUUCAAAUUCUAGAUUAUACCUAUCAAGACUCAAACACCAAUUAAAUAAAAAAAUCAUCUUUCACACAUUACUCCAAGUACUUCAGAAAACGAUUGCAUUGGAAGUUCUUUAGUUCAUAGAUUCUAAAAUCAUAUGACCUUAGAUUAAAUCUAAUAAAGUCCUCCCAGCACCCCAAAAAAUAAGGGAACUAAAUCUCAUAAAGAAUUAACUGCUUAAAAAUAGGGUACUGCCACUCCAAUAAAAAAGAAAAGUGCGAUUAAAAGUAUCCAGACAAGUGCAUGGGCCAUGGAUGUUGAAGAUUAGUCAGAAGAAGAGAGUCCUUCCUUUGAGAAAUCUAGAUAUUAUAAUGAAUAUACUUAAUUGGCAGUAAUAGGCAAUGGAAAUUUUGGUACUGUUUAUAAAUGCAGAAAUAAUAUUGAUAAACAAAUUUAUGCGAUAAAAUGUGUUAAACUUCAAGGAUAUGGCAAAUCAUAUGAUGCAGCAGAAACUCUUAAUGAAGCAUAGGCACUUGCGUAUCUGACGGCUAAAGGAAGAUGCAAAAAUAUCAUAAGAUAUUAUACUGCCUGGAAUGAAAAGUGCUAUAAUUAUUUAUAAAUGGAAUACUGCAAUUUCAAUGUGACUUCCCUCUUAGAAUCUAAAAGGGAUUAAAAUUAAAGAUUUGAAGAAUUCGAAGUUAAAAAGAUACUGAAAGAUAUUUUGAAAGGUUUGAGAUUUCUUCAUGAAUAAUCAAUCACGCAUUUCGAUGUCAAACCUGAUAACAUCUUAUAUAGCAAAGUUUAAGGGUGUUACAAAUUGGCUGAUCUAGGUCUUUCCAGACAAACCUAAUUAAAAAAGGGAGAGGAUAUUAAUGAAGGAGAUUCUCGAUAUUUAGCUCCUGAAAUUUUAUCUAAUCUAACAGCUUAAUCUGAUUUAAGUAAAUCGGAUAUAUUCUCAAUGGGUGCUUCAAUUUAUGAAAUUAUGAUAGGAGAGACUCUACCUGCAUGUGGAGAAAAAUGGUUGAAAUUAAGAUAAGGUUUGUCAGUUAAUGAUUUUGGAUCAGAUUUCUAUUCCAUUAAAUUAAGAAGAUUAAUUUGCAGGAUGAUGAAUCCCAAUUCAUUUUUUAGAUUGAGUGCUAAGUCUUGUUUAGAAGAUCCUUAUUUGUUUGUUCCUAAGGAAAAAUUCAUACAAUAGGAAAAGAUUAAAGGAUAUUAAUUAAGAUAAUAAUUCGAUGUACUUAAAAUUAUGGAAACCAAAAAAAGGUAAAUGAGUGUUUGA